This is a messenger RNA of Vicia faba (fava bean), 1074 nucleotides long. The record is from the annotation of a GenBank genome assembly. Lineage: Eukaryota; Viridiplantae; Streptophyta; Magnoliopsida; Fabales; Fabaceae.
AUGAAAAUUGAAAUGUCCCAAAAACAAGCCACUUUAGUUCACAUAGAUGAAGACUACAUUGACAUGGAACUAACAUCUCCCACAAAUUUCUUCUCUUAUUCCUUUGGUUCUCCAUCAAACAACCCUAGAGAAUUUGAAUUCCAAAUGAGUUCAAUCUCAAAUGAAAAAGAUUCCAAAACUACCCCUGCUGAUGAUCUCUUCUACAAAGGUAAACUCCUCCCUCUUCACAGCCCUCCUCGUCUUCAAAUGGUUCAAAACCUUCUACAAAACACCAACUUAGAACACUCUACUAGUACUUCUUUUCCUUUCACACCUCCCUCUUUUUCUACUUACACCCCUCUAGAUUCCUGCAAUAUUUCAUCCUCAGAAUCAUGCAGGGUUAGCAGUGAAGUGAACCCAGAUGAGUAUUCCUUCGAAAUGAACCCCCUUGUUGUUAGUGAUUCACCAAAGAUUAAAUCUUGGCCUAAGAAACUCAAAAUGAUGAACCAGUUACUCUUUGGUCAAAAACUCAAAGCUUCAAAAGCUUAUCUGAAAUCCUUGUUCAACAAAUCUGGUUGUUCAGAUAAACCAUCAUGUGCUAAUGAUCCAAACAAGGUGGCAUUUGUAAUGCAAAACAAAAACAAGACAAAAAACAAAAACCCAUUUGAGAUUUUCUAUGAAGAUGAUAAGAAACAAAUGAAAAGAGAGAUUGUUGAAGAAGAUGACUUUGUGAGUCAUAGGAAAUCUUUCUCUGGUGUUGUUCAAAGACAAUAUUGUGCUAACAAGUCCUCGUCUUUAUCGACAUCUUCAUCCGGGUCUAGUUCGAAUUCUUCGUCUUUUUCUUUUAGUUCAGCUGGGUACUAUGAUUUACAGUUGUUUAAGAGAAGCAUUAGUGCUAAUUAUGAGUUGGAAGGUUCAAUUGAAGGCGCUAUUGCACAUUGUAAACAGUCUCAGUCUCAGUCUCAGUCUCAGCAACAAUGUUGUUCAAAGAAUGGUUCUUCAGAUGAUGAUGCUAGGAUUUGUCCUCAAAUUGUUGCCACAAAAGUUGCAGUUUGUGAAGAUAAAGAAACUACUGAAACAAGCAACACAGUGUGA